This is a messenger RNA of Bursaphelenchus okinawaensis, 2617 nucleotides long. The record is from the annotation of a GenBank genome assembly. Lineage: Eukaryota; Metazoa; Nematoda; Chromadorea; Rhabditida; Aphelenchoididae.
AUGAGCUGUGACGCUGUUAAGUGAGGAUUUGUGGUUAUUGUAGUGUUAUCUAUCUUAUAUUAGGAUUAAAUGGUUCUUUUAACUUAUAUAUGUUGUAUAUAUAGUAUUAUACAAGUAUUAUAGUUUACCUAUAUGUACAGUAAUAUUAACUAUAACAAAUCUUAUUCUUUCGUUACAGUUACCGCACCUACUUCCCAAGCACCCCAACAUCAAAAGAAGAAGCCGAUUUUCCAAUAGCAGUAGUACGAAGUGUAUAUCAAGAUUAUUACCUGCUAGAACUGAUGUUAUCAGCUUCGUAUCAGCCUCAAAACUUUUACUGUUUUGCCAUGGAUAACUCUUCAGCUCCAGAAUUCAAAAGAAACUUGAGACAACUGGCUGAUUGCUUUGACAAUGUCCAUGUACCUUUAGUUGAACAGCCCUUGGAUGGGGGAGGACAUUGGCAAUAUGCAGCACAUCGAGAUUGCUUGGCGUGGCUGAAUGACAAGGAAAAGAGGUGGAGAUAUGUCACGAUUUUACAGGUGAGGUUUUUUAAAUGAAAUAAAAAUAAAAUUUAAAAAGAGGUUACCAUAGUUCGUAUUUUACAAUGAAAUUUCAAUUUAAAUAUUUGAUUUGAAGUGCUUAUACAGUGAAACUUCUGUAUAACAAGUCACUCGAAGAUUCAAAAGUUGUUUGUUAUACAUUAUUUUCGUUACAGGGGAGUUUGUUAUGCAGAAGUGUCACCGUAAUUUAUGUUUCUUACAUUACAUUACACUACAACUUCAAUUAUAAAUUGGCUUUACAUCAAUUUUAAAAGUUUAUUUAUCUUUCUUGUUAUUAAUAUUUGAUUAGCUGAAAAAAAAGUUUUUUAAACAUAAAAGAAAGUCUUAAUAGUAUACCUUGAGCUCUUGUGUUAGGUGAACCAAAAGUAGCGAGGCACUUUUCACUUGUUUUUCAACUGAAAAGUGUCUCGGUUCUUUUGGUUCGAUUCAAUAUAACAAACUCUUUUAAAGCCAAAACUUUUUAUAGCUACAAUUCUAAAGCGACAAUGUCUUGGUGUAGGCUCCGACCUUGCGACAUGUGUCGACAUUCCUUGGAUUCUUUAAAAUUGAGACUUACACAGAAGUUUAACUUUACUAUAUUUAAAAAUAAAUCCUUUCAGAAUCAUGAUUUUCCAAUGAAGACAAAUCUAGAAAUGGUUCGAGUUUUCAAGAUCUUCAAUGAAUCAAAUGAUGUUUUAGUCACACCAGAGCCAGGCAGAAUCAACAAAAAGCUGAAUUGGACUAUCGGGAAUCUUGAACUGUUUUUGGAUAGUACGUAACGUUGAGUAGCUGUACAACAAAGUUUUACAAAUAAUUUUUGUUUACAUAGCUUGAGGAGAGGGGGGGGGGUAAAAAAUUUUUUAAUUUAACGAGAGGAUCAGGUUCAACUUUUUUCAAAAAAAAAGUUUUAGGGUGGGGCGAGGUAGAAAGAAUAAAAAGUUGAUUUUUUUCAGAUUAAGAGUCUAUAUAUUAUGCCUAAAUCAACAUUAUUUCUUUACAAAAUUCAAAUUUUUAGAAGAAAAACAAGCCCGCUUAGCAAGUACAACAAUAUCUUGGGCCAAAGGCGUUAACGAAAUGUCAAUAAGCCGAGCAGCCAUGGAUUACAUGAUGAACGAGAUGAAUCUCACCAAACUGAUAUCAAUGAUAGACGACGGUAAAACCUACGGAGUAGAUGAGAUAAUGUACAACACUUUACUUUCAAUGGAAACCUUGCAAAUACCUGGUCAUUUCACCCAAAAGUGCAUAAAAGAACCCCCGAACUUUGUGACAAGACAUUCAGCUUGGUCGUGGGAUCCAGACUGUCGUAGUAAAAUCUUCAGACAUGCUUUGUGUAUGUUCGGAGUUGAGGAUUUGGUACCUAAUUUGAAUAAUCACAAGUUCCAACUUUAUGCUAAUAAGUUUAUGCCUGAUGUUGAUUUCAAUUCCAUCGUAUGUUGGCUGGAGACUCUACACAAUAGGACACAUAUUUGGAAAGAGACAAAGCUGGACACAAUAUUUUAUCAAAAUCAGGCUUUUGUAAGUUUUAUGGGUUUGUACAGUAUACUGCAACGCAAAAGUUUUGAAACAAACCAUUCCCGAGUUUAUAAGCUUUUGCAUAGAAUACGUAGGAGUAAAAUAGAAGACAACAUUGAUAUGUUUAGCUAGGUUUUUAUAUUAAAAAAAAGAUAGCAUCUUCUUUAUAAUGACAACUUUCUGACCGCUCUUUGUAUAAGCACUCUAAUUUAAAAUUAAUUGAAUAGUGUGACACUCUGGUUAUAAGGAAAGAUUUCAACUAGGCCCUUGAGUGUCAUACUAAAGAGGUUUGAUUGUAAAAUCAUUUUUAAAGCUGUAAAAGUAAAAGACAUACUAAAGAGAUUUUACUGUACAACUAUACCGGGCGCGCAAAAAGUUCUGUUACAAUACUUUACCGGUCGUUUUCUCUAAGUUGCGGUUAAAUUAUUUAAAAUCCUUUAUUUUAGCUUAUUCUCCGUGUUUUUUUAUUGUAACUUAUAAUUUAUAACUUAUACUUCCUAAGAUUUCAGGUCAGGUAUCAAAACUUGAAGAAUGAGCACGGUGAAGUACCAACGGAAGUUCUGCGACACUUCAAAUGCAAUGUGUAA